This is a messenger RNA of Prunus armeniaca (apricot), 1791 nucleotides long. The record is from the annotation of a GenBank genome assembly. Lineage: Eukaryota; Viridiplantae; Streptophyta; Magnoliopsida; Rosales; Rosaceae.
AUGCAGUUCACAUUUGGGAAGGUUCUAUUAUUUUCACUCUUCCCCAUAGUUCUCUUUGGGUAUGCUACAGCUGAGUUUGAGAAUGAAGUUUCACGAAAGCUGAUAUCUGCUCCACACAAAAAUGUGAGAAGCAAUGUUAUUGAUGGCACUGGUAUAGAGAAUUCCUUAAGUUUUGAGGAUUCAAAUAAUGGACUGGGUGAGUUGAAAAGUGCGAACAGCAAGGUCUCAGUCUCCACUGUUGCAUUAUUCACGUUGGCAAUGGCUGCUGCCACUGGUUUAGGUGCAGUCCCAUUCUUCUUUGUGGAGCUUGAUCCACAAUGGGCAGGAUUAUGCAAUGGAAUGGCUGCUGGUGUAAUGUUGGCUGCAAGCUUUGAUCUUGUACAGGAAGGGCAAGGUCAUGGUGCUGGGAAUUGGGUUGUCAUUGGGCUUUUAGCUGGUGGCCUUUUUAUUUUACUGUGCAAGAAGUUUCUUGAACAAUAUGGAGAAGUUAGCAUGUUAGACAUUAAAGGUGCUGAUGCAACUAAAGUCGUUCUUGUGAUUGGGAUAAUGACUCUUCAUUCAUUUGGGGAGGGCUCUGGUGUUGGGGUUUCAUUUGCUGGCUCAAAGGGUUUCUCUCAGGGCCUUUUGGUAACUUUGGCUAUUGCUGUGCACAACAUACCAGAAGGAUUAGCUGUGAGUAUGGUGCUUGCAUCCAGGGGUGUUUCUCCACAGAAUGCCAUGUUAUGGAGCGUGAUUACCUCAUUACCACAGCCCAUUGUAGCUGUUCCUUCAUUCAUAUGCGCUGAUGCGUUUAGCAAGUUUCUUCCUUUCUGUACGGGCUUUGCUGCUGGAUGCAUGAUCUGGAUGGUUGUUGCAGAGGUGCUUCCUGAUGCAUUCAAGGAAGCCUCUCCAUCGCAGGUUGCAUCAGCAGCUACUCUCUCUGUAGCAUUUAUGGAAGCUCUUAGCACCCUUUUCCAGAAUUUCACCCAUGAUUACAACUCAGAGGAUGCUUCUGGCUUCUUUGUUUCAUUACUAUUUGGUCUUGGACCGUUGCUCGGUGGCAGUGUUCUUGUUGCAUUUGCAUUGGCUUUCCAUCUCCAGCAUGCUCUUCUCAUGGGUGCAGCAUCUGGCAUUGCCUUUGUCCUUGGUGCCUGGAGACCAUUGCAGCUACUUUUGUCGUUAAAGAUGGGAUUUUUAUCUAUCAUGCUUCUGCUUGCAAUGGGAGCUGCGUCUGUCCAUAUUUUGAGCUCCAGUAUUUUGAAGAUUGCAGGUCGCAAAAGAACUUCAGUGCAUAACUUACCCGCAGUAAAUGGUUUUCCAGUGAGUGUUCACACCCUCCAAUCAUUCUUGGCAUGUGGAGCAGUUGCCCUUCAUGCUUUGGCAGAAGGGCUUGCACUAGGUGUUGCUGCACCAAAAGCUUAUGGACUUGGUCGACACAUGGUCCUUCCUGUCUCUCUACAUGGACUCCCUCGGGGUGCAGCUGUGGCUAGCUGCAUCUUUGGGGCUACAGACAACUGGCACGCGGCCCUUGCGGCGGCUGCUUUAAUUGGAUUCAUGGGUCCAAUAUCUGCAAUCGGAGCAAUACUCGCAGGUAUUGACUAUAGCGGUUUAGACCAUGUGAUGGUUUUUGCGUGUGGGGGGCUACUCCCAAGUUUUGGAAAUGUAGUAAAGAGAGCAGUUAGGUUGGAUAUGCGUAAAAGUAGUUGCGGGAUUUUGAUAGGUUUGGGGUUUGCAACUCUGUGUUUAACUUGCACUAAGUUGGUCUGCUUGCACACACCUUAUUGCAAUUCUGCUCCAGAGGCUGUCAGAUGA